Molecule: messenger RNA, 740 nt
Organism: Ixodes scapularis (black-legged tick)
Lineage: Eukaryota; Metazoa; Arthropoda; Arachnida; Ixodida; Ixodidae
Product: ecdysteroid-regulated 16 kDa protein
Exons: 4
Coding region: 53-505 (150 amino acids)
Biological process (GO): sterol transport
Molecular function (GO): sterol binding
Source: RefSeq, a predicted model, not a curated record
CACGAACUCGUUCCUCAGUCGAUUGUCGGAGACGGGCGGAAACGAUCACAUUAUGAAUCGCCUGUGCUACGCGGCCUCUCUUGUCCUUGUAUCGGCUGCCCUGGUGUCGGCCGAAUUCGACGUUGUCAAACACGAAAAAUGCGGUGGAGAAUUUGGCGAAGUGCGGAUUGAUCCUUGCCCCGAGCUGCCUUGCAUCUUCAAGAAGGGGACGCCGCUCAAGCUUCAAGUAGAUUUCGUCGCUGCGGACAGUUUCAAGACGCUUCAGAUGAAACUGCUCGGAGAACUGUCCGAGGGCGUCUGGCUUCCGUUUCCCAACUUCGGCCGGAACGCCUGCAAGAAGAACGGCCUCACCUGUCCCCUGGAGUCCGGCAAACCGUACACGCUCCAGAGCACCCUGAACGUUCUCUCGAGUUUUCCGACGGUCAACGCCAACGUCAAAUGGAGCAUGAAAGGUGACAACCAAACUAUCUUCUGCUUCCUCGUCCCCGUCAAGGUGUCAGAUUAACAAGAAUCCUUUGGGUCACCUACCACAGCGGUCAUUAUUGACUUACCUCAAAGCCUUUCCCCCACCCUACUUCCCUGUGUAGGCCCCAACAUCAAGAGGCAUCCACAUGAACAACCACCACAACAAAGAGGAUAAUUCCUUUAACCAAGUUUGACCAUUUGCGAGCCGCACCUGGAUAUCGUCCUUUCCUCAUGUCCCUUGCCUCAGACCAUUAAAAAACACCACCUGAAAGCCA